AUGAAAUUAGGAUAUAAUGAAAUAAUGAUAACAUCAAUGUAUUUUAAUGAUAUUAAUGAUUUUAUUAAUUUAGAAAUAGGAAUUAAAAAAUUUCAAGGAAAUAUGGAACGAUUUCAUUUUAAUCCAAUUCCAUUAGAUGAAUAUUCAAGAAAAUUGUUUCCUAAUAUUGAAACAUUUCAUAUUUAUGAAGAAAAUGAUGAAAUAUUUAAUGAUAGAAAAAUAUUUAAAUAUGUAAUAUGGUAUUUAGUAAGUUAUUCAAAAUAUUUACAAGAGAAAGAAGCAGGAAAUAUCUGUAAAAAUAUAGAAUAUACAAAAGAAGAUAGAAAAUCAUAUGGAAAUAUAAUACCAUCAGAAGUUAAAUCACUUGGAAAUAGUUGUUUUAAACAUUGUUAUGAAUUAAGAUCAAUUAAUAUACCAUCAUCUGUUAGUAAAUUAGGAAAUGGAUGUUUUAAAUAUUGUUCAUCAUUAACAUCAAUUAAUUUACCAUCAUCAAUUACAUCAAUAGGAUAUAAAUGUUUUUAUGAAUGUUCAUCAUUAACAUCAAUUAAUAUACAUUCAUCAAUUACAUCAUUUGGAUGUGGAUGUUUUUAUAAAUGUGGAUGUGAAGAAGAAUUAAUGAAAAAUAAAAGAGUAACAAGAAAAUGUUUUGAAUGGUGGAUUCGAAUGUGGUAA
This is a messenger RNA of Entamoeba dispar SAW760, 672 nucleotides long. RefSeq lists its product as uncharacterized. The coding region runs from base 1 to 672 and encodes 223 amino acids. The transcript has a single exon. The record is from RefSeq and is a predicted model, not a curated record. Lineage: Eukaryota; Evosea; Mastigamoebida; Endamoebidae.